This is a messenger RNA of Globicephala melas (long-finned pilot whale), 4361 nucleotides long. It is a transcript of the gene TCERG1, whose product is annotated as transcription elongation regulator 1. The record is from RefSeq and is a predicted model, not a curated record. Gene Ontology annotation, molecular function: RNA polymerase binding; transcription coregulator activity. NCBI's taxonomy places the organism in Eukaryota, Metazoa, Chordata, Mammalia, Artiodactyla, Delphinidae. Gene Ontology annotation, cellular component: nucleus.
CUGAGGCGGCGGGUGGAAGAACGCGGCCCUCUGUAAUGGCGGAGCGUGGCGGGGACGGGGGGGACGGUGAGCGAUUCAACCCGGGGGAGCUCAGGAUGGCUCAACAGCAGGCCUUGAGGUUCCGAGGCCCAGCUCCCCCACCAAAUGCAGUGAUGCGAGGCCCACCACCUCUCAUGCGACCUCCUCCACCUUUUGGUAUGAUGCGAGGCCCUCCUCCACCACCUCGGCCCCCAUUUGGACGUCCUCCUUUUGAUCCUAAUAUGCCACCAAUGCCUCCCCCAGGAGGGAUUCCUCCACCUAUGGGCCCUCCACACCUCCAGAGACCACCUUUCAUGCCUCCACCCAUGGGAACCAUGCCUCCUCCACCGGGUAUGAUGUUUCCACCAGGAAUGCCUCCUGUGACUGCUCCUGGUACUCCAGCGCUGCCUCCUACUGAGGAGAUAUGGGUUGAAAAUAAAACUCCAGAUGGGAAGGUUUAUUAUUACAAUGCUCGGACACGUGAAUCUGCAUGGACCAAGCCAGAUGGAGUUAAGGUCAUUCAGCAGUCAGAACUGACACCUAUGCUUGCAGCCCAGGCCCAGGUUCAGGCCCAGGCCCAGGCCCAGGCCCAGGCACAAGCUCAAGCUCAAGCUCAAGCUCAAGCUCAAGCGCAGGCCCAGGCACAAGCGCAGGCGCAGGCACAGGCACAGGCACAGGCUCAGGCUCAGGCUCAGGCUCAGGCUCAGGCUCAGGCCCAGGCCCAGGCCCAGGCCCAGGUGCAGGCGCAAGUGCAAGCACAAGCAGUGGGAGCUUCCACCCCUACGACCAGUAGCCCAGCACCUGCGGUAUCCACUUCAACGUCAUCAUCAACCCCAUCCUCUACCACUUCUACCACAACAACUGCCUCUUCAGUUUCGCAGACAGUAUCAAAGUUUCCAGUUUUUCUAAUUGAGGAGGCAAGAAUAAUGCAUGUGAAACAAUUAGAGAAUAGCGUGCAAAGUUAUGCAGCGAAAAUAGAAGAUAUAAGAAUUCAAGAAAACGGAGAGACAACACCCACAACACAAGAUCAGACCCCAAGUUCUGCUGUUUCAGUUGCCACGCCUACAGUUAGUGUUUCAACUCCUGCUCCUACAGCCACACCUGUGCAAACUGUUCCUCAGCCACACCCCCAGGCGUUACCUCCUGCCGUUCCUCAUUCAGUACCUCAGCCAGCAGCAGCAAUACCUGCUUUUCCACCAGUAAUGGUACCUCCAUUUCGUGUUCCCCUUCCUGGCAUGCCAAUUCCACUUCCAGGUGUAGCAAUGAUGCAAAUAGUCAGCUGCCCGUAUGUAAAGACAGUCGCUACCACCAAGACCGGUGUAUUGCCAGGAAUGGCCCCUCCUAUUGUACCCAUGAUACACCCCCAGGUUGCUAUUGCAGCUUCACCUGCUACCUUAGCUGGAGCAACAGCAGUUUCUGAGUGGACUGAAUAUAAAACAGCAGAUGGGAAGACAUAUUAUUAUAAUAAUAGAACAUUAGAAUCAACCUGGGAAAAACCCCAAGAGCUAAAGGAAAAAGAAAAAUUAGAGGAGAAGAUUAAAGAGCCAAUUAAAGAACCUUCUGAAGAACCUCUGCCAAUGGAAACGGAGGAGGAGGAUCCUAAAGAAGAGCCAAUAAAGGAGAUAAAAGAGGAGCCCAAAGAAGAGGAGAUGACUGAGGAAGAAAAGGCUGCCCAGAAGGCAAAACCAGUGGCUACUACUCCUAUUCCUGGUACUCCAUGGUGUGUUGUUUGGACUGGUGAUGAGAGGGUCUUCUUUUAUAAUCCUACCACCCGUCUUUCUAUGUGGGACCGACCUGAUGAUCUGAUUGGAAGGGCGGAUGUUGACAAAAUUAUUCAGGAGCCCCCUCAUAAAAAAGGAAUGGAAGAAGUGAAGAAACUAAGGCACCCAACCCCGACAAUGCUGUCCAUCCAAAAGUGGCAGUUCUCUAUGAGCGCAAUUAAAGAAGAACAAGAAUUAAUGGAAGAAAUGAAUGAAGAUGAACCUGUUAAAGCCAAAAAACGGAAGAGAAUGUCAAAGAAGUCCUUUAUGUGGAUUGCCCGAGCUUCUCUAUUUAGGAGAGACGAUAAUAAAGACAUUGAUUCAGAGAAAGAAGCUGCCAUGGAAGCUGAAAUUAAAGCUGCCCGAGAAAGGGCCAUUGUCCCUCUGGAGGCCCGAAUGAAGCAGUUCAAGGACAUGCUGCUAGAGAGAGGGGUGUCUGCUUUUUCAACAUGGGAGAAGGAGUUACACAAGAUAGUUUUUGAUCCUCGGUACUUAUUGCUUAAUCCAAAAGAGAGAAAACAGGUAUUUGAUCAGUAUGUAAAGACCAGGGCAGAGGAAGAACGCAGGGAAAAGAAAAACAAAAUAAUGCAAGCCAAGGAAGAUUUCAAAAAAAUGAUGGAAGAAGCAAAAUUUAAUCCAAGAGCUACUUUUAGUGAAUUUGCAGCCAAGCAUGCUAAAGAUUCAAGAUUCAAAGCAAUUGAAAAGAUGAAAGAUCGAGAAGCCUUGUUUAAUGAAUUUGUGGCAGCUGCAAGGAAAAAAGAGAAAGAAGAUUCGAAGACCAGAGGUGAGAAGAUAAAAUCAGAUUUCUUUGAACUAUUAUCUAAUCAUCACUUGGACAGUCAGUCUCGAUGGAGCAAAGUAAAAGACAAAGUAGAAAGUGAUCCACGUUACAAAGCAGUGGAUAGUUCAUCAAUGAGAGAAGACCUUUUCAAACAGUACAUUGAAAAAAUAGCCAAGAAUUUAGACACAGAAAAAGAAAAGGAGCUUGAAAGGCAAGCCCGCAUUGAGGCAAGCCUCCGAGAAAGAGAAAGAGAGGUGCAGAAGGCUCGUUCAGAACAAACAAAAGAAAUAGAUCGAGAGAGAGAACAGCACAAACGAGAAGAAGCUAUCCAGAAUUUCAAGGCUCUUCUGUCUGAUAUGGUACGUUCUUCAGAUGUGUCCUGGUCUGAUACUCGGAGGACUCUUCGGAAAGAUCACCGCUGGGAAUCUGGAUCCUUGUUGGAAAGAGAGGAGAAAGAGAAGCUUUUUAAUGAACACAUUGAAGCACUUACCAAAAAGAAGAGGGAGCACUUUAGGCAACUUUUGGAUGAAACUUCUGCAAUUACCUUAACAUCCACGUGGAAAGAAGUAAAAAAAAUCAUUAAGGAAGAUCCUCGGUGCAUUAAGUUCUCCUCCAGUGACAGGAAAAAACAAAGAGAAUUUGAAGAAUACAUCAGAGACAAAUACAUCACAGCCAAAGCUGACUUCAGGACGCUUUUGAAAGAGACCAAAUUUAUAACAUAUAGAUCCAAAAAGCUAAUCCAGGAAUCUGAUCAGCACCUGAAAGAUGUAGAAAAAAUUUUGCAGAAUGACAAACGGUAUCUAGUACUAGACUGUGUGCCAGAGGAGAGGCGCAAACUGAUUGUGGCAUAUGUGGAUGACCUGGAUCGCCGGGGUCCACCCCCACCUCCCACAGCAUCAGAGCCCACAAGACGAUCAACAAAAUAAUUCUGAAUACUCUUCCACAGGGGUGUCUGUUAAUUCAAAACGCUUGCAUGAGCCAAUUUUCAGGUUUUUACAUGUAUGUGCAUUAGUCAAACUAUUGCAAAACCAUCUGAUGAACAGAAGGAGAAGCAUCCGUGAACAGUUUCUGAACAGAGAACACUUUGGAAAUAUUUAUGCUUUUCUUUGUGUGGCAUGACUGACUUGCAUACUCAAAUAUAGGCUGUCUCUAGUAAAUCUAAAAUCUUGAAGCUAAAAAAUUAUCCUUUUAUGAGGUGUGGAAGUCAGUGACUUUUGGUGACGUUCUUUCUAGCAGUGUUAUAAUACAUGCAAGACGUAAGAGCAUUUGUGGUUUGAACUUGCAAGAUGCAGAUACCACAGACUCCAAAAAAACCUAAGUUGGGGUUUGUUUUGUUUUGAUUUUGUUUUUUAAAGCGGGUAAAAGACAAAACACUGAAAAUUGAAUUCUUAUCUUCCAGAGGCUAAGAUUAUUAUAAUGGACAUACUUUUACCUUUGUCUCUAAAGAACACUUUAGUUUUAUUUGUUCACUUAUGUGCUUUGAUUAUCCCCUUUGAAUUAUAGGCCAAGUCUUGUUGUUUAGCCUAAGAGAAGAUUUAUUUAGUAAUUUCUUCUCAGGUAUGGAACCACGGUCAUAACUAACAUGUUGACCAGACUAGGACUGCUGGUUAAAAACAUUUUAUUCACCAUUAAGUGAUCUUUAUCAAUAUUCUGGAUUAGACAACAAAUUACCUUUCUUGGGUGUUCCCUGUAAACUGUACUCCUAUUUGAAUGUUAAAUUUUUGUUUCUAAAGUUUAAUUUUAAGAUGUUUGAAUGUUCAGUUUAUGUAUUUGAACUACAAUAAACCAACCCUUUUUAUAUA